AUGUGGAAGACAUACACAGAGCUGUCUAGACCAGAAGCUGUCAAAUUUCUAGCUAGAUCCGACUUAAUUGGUCAGUUACCCUCUUUUACCACUCUUUUAAAACAACAAUGAAUUAUGCAUGAUAAAUUGACAAAAUAUGUUCUGAGGUGCAUCAUACACAUCGCUGAAGUCAUCCUUUUUAUAUAGCCCUUCUGCGCUGUGUACCCGGGUUAGGGUUACUUAUAUUUUGGUGAACUAUUUUAUGAUCCAACGUUCAUAUCAAUUAUAUGUAAACUUGAACUCGCCAAACAUGCUUGUCUCCUCUCCUCAACAUAAAAAACUAACUUAAAUUAACUUUAUUGAAAACAAUGCAGUUUAACAAAUUCUAGGAAAUAAAUGCAAAUUUUUUGGUUCAUGACCUACACAAUUUUGUGAAGAAAUCAGAUAAAUAAUAUGCUGUCCUUAACUUCUUGUUUGCUGUGUGCUGAAUUUUUUCCACCAGGUUCAAUUACAUAUUCUCUUGCAAAUCCAAAUGACCCACCUUUUUUAUCCUAUUUUUUGUUGCAUUCUGAAAAUAGUUUUGCCAGUAGACACCUAAAUAAUAUUUGAUUGAUUGAUUGAAUUAAUUAAUCUAUUUUGUUCUACCUGUCUAUAGUAUGUCAUAGUCAUAUCUAUGUAAGAACAUUAGGUGCCAAGUAAGCCCUGUUUCAGACCAAAUAGCCUGAAGACAAGUAAAACCAGCUCAGACUCCGUUUCAGUCUGCCCUCCCUGUGUGUGUGUCUCUUCUGUAUGAGGUAGUGCUGUGUGUGGGUGGUAGCGUGGGUGGUAGUGAGCUCAGGUUCCAUGACAUUUAUGUAUGUUUCAUCCCCCCUCCUCCCCCAGGUCAUGGGGGUCUUAAUCAACUAGGCGGAAUGUUUGUGAACGGCCGUCCGCUUCCGGAGGUGAUCCGGCAGCGCAUCGUGGACAUGGCCCACCAGGGCGUGCGUCCCUGUGACAUCUCCCGCCAGCUCCGAGUCAGCCACGGCUGUGUCAGCAAGAUCCUGGGACGGUGAGCACCUCAUCAAACUUUUACAACUUUACACAAUGGGGUUAGACUGUUAAUGGCCCUCCAUUGUGUUCUCAAAACACUUAGACCACGAACCAUGGUCUCCCAUUAUUAAAACAUUCUGGGUUCACUAUACAGUAUGGCAUUGGUACCGUAAACACCUCUUUUUGUUCAAUCAAAAUGAUGACCACCCACAUUCACUAUAUUGCUUUCUAAUGUAACAAACCUUGCUGUCCUUUUCCAGCUACUACGAGACUGGCAGCAUCAAGCCAGGAGUGAUUGGGGGCUCCAAGCCCAAGGUGGCCACUCCUAAAGUGGUUGAUAAAAUAGCAGAUUACAAGCGUCAGAACCCCACCAUGUUUGCCUGGGAGAUCAGAGACAGGCUGCUGGCAGAGGGGGUGUGUGACAGUGACACCGUGCCCAGUGUCAGCUCUAUCAACAGGUAACAACUAACCUCCACAUGAUGCUAUGUGUAAACCAAUACAUGUCACAGAGUGGACCUUUAAAAGAACAAUUGUGAUCUCUUUAGUAAUGUAAGACAAGUGUGUAGAAAUUGACAAGGCAGAAGAAAAAGAGUUGUAAAUUCUGUGAUUUUUCACUGUUCACCCACUGAAGUGGUUCAAUAGAUUUUACACUGUUCUCUAAUCCCGGCUCUUUAUUCCAGAAUAAUCCGAACCAAGGUGCAGCAGCCGUUCAAUCUGCCUCUGGAUGGCAAAGGCCUAAGCCCAGGACACAUACUCAGUGAGUCUCUACACAGACACACACACACACUCACAUCCACGCUUGUGAUUAACAAAGCGCUAACACUCCCCCCACUCUAAGCACAGACACACGCCUUCACUAAGGUCCAGCAUUAUGAUCUGAUCAUGCAGUAUUAAGCCUAAAGAAACUCCAUGCUUAAUGGUCCGUAAGAUUAAGCGCUAAUGGUCAACGAUAAUAUUGGAGUAAUAACGGUCCGAUUCCCUUGUCUGUCUGUCUGUCUGUCUGUCAGUCCCCAGUUCAGCCGUCACUCCCCCUGAGUCACCCCAGUCCGACUCCCUGGGCUCCACCUACUCCAUCAGUGGCCUGCUGGGGAUCCCACAGUCCAGCCAGGAGGGCAAGAGGAGCCAUGACGACAGUAAGUACCCUCAAAUUCUCAUGCAAUCCCAAAAUGUCCUCUCACAUUUUAAGAUAAUUUUAUUAAAUUAGAUUAAAUAAGAUUCACUCUCACAAUUGAAUGAGUCCUCCCCACAAACUCAAAUAGAUUCAGCAGAGAGACGGAGGAGAGCAGCGAGAUGAGAGAAGAAGGCAGCAGCGAACGUCGCGUCUAUACAUCGAGCGAUAUCUAGCAGCGCUCGCUCUAUAGAGAGCGGCGUCUCUCAGAGGACUAUAGAUCUCUAUAUCGCUCUCUCUCUCUCGUUUCUCUCUCUCUCCUCUCAUCUCUCUCUCUCUCCUCUCUCCUCUCUCCUCUCUCCUCUCUCUCUCAGGUGACCAGGAGAGCUGUAGACACAGUGUGGACUCUCAGGGCAGUGGGGGCGUUCCUAGAAAGCAGCUGAGACCAGAGCACUUCCCCCCGCAGCACCUGGACUGUGGCUUCGACCGCCAUCACUACCCCCCAGACUCCUUCAGCUCUGCUGCAGCCAGCAAGACCGAGCAGGUACAGUAGCCUACAUGGCACAUUGGCACUGAGAGCCGGUGGAUCCUGAUUAACUCCACUCCCAGAAUUACUCUCUCUAUCCCUCUCUUUGUCUUUCUUUCUCUUUGUCAAUUUAUUUUUCUCUCCCUCUCUCUCUUUCACACACGCAACACACAAAUGGUUCAUCCGCUCUGUCCUCCACAGACUGUAUACCCUCUCUCGCUCAUCAAUGGCAGUCUAGAAGACGGGAAGACCAGCCUCUCAACAUCGAGUGCUGCUAUUGGUCGGAAUCUGGCAGCGCACCAGGGCUACACUGUAGUGACAGGUAAGACUCUUACGAUGGAUGCUGCCCUCUCACUCUGCACAAAUAUCCGAGCUCAAAGAUGAAGCAGAGGGAAAACUGAACACGCUGACACAUGGAAACAUUGUUUUCCAUCAGCAUAUUUGAAGACCCAGUUCAGAAAGACAGUUAUGUUGAAUGUAAUAAUGCAUUCAUAAUCUGUGAAUGUAAUAGCAGUCUGUUUAGGCAUGUAUACUCUAAACUGUAUCAACUGCGGUUGUCAUCAAUCUGAUUAUAGAUCUUGGUUUCCGACUGAGCUAUCAUAGCAAUUUAUGUUUAUCUCUGAGGUGCAGCCACAUUUUAGCUUGCCGUGCCUGCUGAUGCGUUGUGCAAUUAAUUUGUCUUAUUAUCACGAGCUGCCCAAAGCACCCUUUCAAGUUUAAUUUUAAACAGAUGUACAAGAUGUGCUGUAUGUCUAUCCGCAGCGCAGUUCACAAACACAUCAAACACGAUGUAGUACCCAUUCACUCAUAUUCAUUUCAGCAAUCAGCUUACAGGCUAUUGCUGCUGUGUAUUUGUUAAUCCAUUCAUUCAUAUCAGUUAAUUCCAUUUUAUUUCAUUUUCUCACCCAUCCACCCACCCACUGGCCGUGUCACCUCAGACCCCCUGCAGCCCCUCCCACUUUGUCUGAAACAGGAAAUGUCCCCAGAGGUGACCAGCACAAGCCCGUCUCCAAAUGUGGUGGCCAACUCAGCUUUUCUGGAGCUGCAGUCACUGCAAGCCCCUGUGUCUAUCAGUAGCAGCUGCAGCAGCUCCAACCAUUUCCCUCAUGCCUUCAACUCAUUCUCCCAUCAUGCACCAGUGUACAGCCAGUUCAGCAGCCAGUCUCUCAUGGCAGGUAAUGAAGCAUUCAUCUCAUCCCAUUGCCACUCCCUGUAGGGGGUUCAUGCGGACAGUAGCCUACACUCUCUUAUCAUGUCACCUGCCACAACACACCAAACCCCAUGUGCAGUACUGUACAGGAACAUCAAUUGCUGUAUAUAAUGGUACAAUAUGGUGGAAUGGUAACUGAUAUGAUUUCAUGUACAUGACACAGAUUAAAUUUUUGCCAAAGAAUUGAUUUGUUUUUUAUGUGUAUAUCCACCUCCUGAGAAGGGCUGACAUUGUGUGUUUUGUCCUUCUCUGUUUCAGGAAGGGACAUGGUGAGCUCCACUCUCCCCGGCUACCCUCCUCACAUCCCCUCCAGUGGCCAGACAGGCUACUCAUCCUCCGCCAUCACUGGCAUGGUAGCAGGUAAGACUCCCAUCCAUUGACACUCACACUGAGACAGGCUAUGGCAUCCUAAGAUGGGGUUUCAGAGAAAGAGAUGAAUGAUGUCUCUCCUUUCAGUUCAGCAUACUUAAAGGUCCAAAGCAGCCAUUUUCAUCUCAAUAUCAAAUAAUUUUUGGUUAACAAUUAAGUACCAUACUGUGAUUGUUUUCAAUUAAAAUGGUCAAAAAGAAACAAAAAUAGCUUCUUAGCAAAUAGCAAUUUCUUAAGCAAGAAUUUAGCUAGGACUGUCUGGGAGUGGUUUGAGUGGAGAGGGGAAAACUGAAAAUUAGCUGUUAUUGGCAGAGAGGUUUGGAACUUUCUUUCUUAUGGGUGUGUUAACUAAUUUACUGCAUGGUGAUGCCACCAUGGAAGGUCAAAACUCCCUCCCACCAAAACAGGCUGAUAUUUCAGGCAGUCUUUUUAAACAGCUCUUACACUAAAAUGGCAUUAUUACGAUUUUCACAAUUUCACAGUAUUAUUCCAACCAAUAGCGUGGAAAUAUAUAUAAAACACAGGAAAAUCAUGUUUUUGACUGCACUGGGCCUUUAAAUGCAGUUCAUAGUUUUAUUUGUGACCCAAACAUGAUCCCAUCUGGGUUUUCCCUUUGGGGAAAGCUGGAACUGAAUAUGCUAUGAGGACAAAGCACCACUGAGAAGAAUGUGGACAAAAAACAAAACAUUGUUUUGGGGCAAGGCAAAACCAACGUUAAAAAAGUAAGGAUGGGAGUAAGAGAGGGAGAGACAAGUGCUGGGAGGGAGGAUUGGAGAUUAACAGGAAGGCAUGGUGGUUAAUGAGUAGCCUGCUCGGCUGGUGAACUGCACGGCGGUGCAGCCAGGGCCCAGGGGGUACAGGGAACAGGCUGAGGGUUCCGCCCUGCUGCCCGCACCCCCACGCCGCCCCUCUGACCACACAUCGCCAUGGGAACCAGGGGCCCCACCAGACGGGGAGAGGGUGGGGGGCCACAGGGUGGCAGAGUGGGCCUGGGUGAGAGGCAGAGAGAGAGAGACAGCACUUUGUGGCGUGUGUGUGUGUGUGUGUGUGUGUGUGUGUGUGUGUGUGUGUGUGUGAGUGUGUGUGUGUGUGUGUGAUGUGCCUUUUUUAUUUGAAGUCUGCCCUUCGAAGCGCGAAAUGAGAGCGUCUGAUUUAUUAUUUUUCUGGUGGGCUCGCUGUGAGGAAGCGUUCAUACACAAUUACUCACAGAAAGGGGGGGUUUGGGGGGGAGCGGAGGGAUUCAAUCCAGCCAACAUAAUUACCAAUUAGAUAUUGGAAUGUAAAAAAAAAGAAGAAUAAGAAAAGAGGACAGAGAGAAAGGUUGAAAGGCUAAAGCAGGAAGUGAGGGAUAGAGAGGAGAGGAGGGCAUUUUGGAGGGACAGGGAUGGGAGGGUUAAACGCUAUAGAGAGGAUGUGGAGGCUAGCCACACGCAUCAAUGAGUCAAGGGAUUUUACCCCCAGCCAUUCACCUGGCUCAUAGAUUAAUGGUUUACAAGCUGCCCUAACCGUUGGUGAAUUAUGAGCUAAGUCUCAGCAGAUGCUGGCAAGAGGACAAACACCCUCAAAUGAAGGCAAAAUAACACUUUGAGGAAGUCGGUGUCUUUAUAAGAAAUAAUGCUUGAUAUUGUCUAGACUGUAAUGUCAUUCUGUCUAUAGGCUACAAGUAUGUGUGUGAAUUUCUUACUGAAUGAUGUUGGUUACUGUAUAUGUGUCUCAAUGUACAUCUGAUGUAUUUGCUGUUUUUUGUUCCAUGUACUACAGGUGCAGACUACUCUGGCCAGACCUACACUCACUCCCCCUACACCUCCUACAGUGAAGCUUGGAGAUUCACCAACUCCAGCAUUCUGGGUGAGUCAGUCAGUCAGUCAGACAGGCACAGUGGUGUUCAAUGGACACACCUUUCAUAAGUAUUAGAAGCAUUCCACACAGGACCGUACUGUUUAUAAAGCUGAUGUUAUGAUUGCAGCAAACGUGAACAAAUACAAAAGGAAAGUGUUCAGAAUACACCUCACGGAUCAGACUGAAUUGUUGUAGAUAAAAGUCCCAGCUUCCAUUAAAAUGUUUGUUUAAAGCUUCACUUUGACAUGUUGAAUACAAACCAUUCAUGUCAUGUCAAGUUUAUACUUUAAACCUUAUUAAAUUGCUUUGAACCUAAGAUACAAUGAAUGAACCCAGAGUAUCAAUAGGAAAUUCGCAAAUACAAAUCCUCACUCCAACCAGGAAAUCAUGUACAGCCAAACUUUUGGUUUCAGUCACGUCACAUGUAUCAUGAUCUCCCCUAGUCCCCAUGGAAACUAGUCACCCAAUUACCAGGGGGUCGGCUCCAAACCACUGCCGCCCAUUGGUGUACAGUAACUCUCUUGGAGCUGACCAGCCUGAGAACUCGUGUUCUGUUGUGACCAUGGUCACAAGUCAGUGUGUCACCUUGAUUAACGACACAGGGGAAAAUAGACAGUAUUAAUGCUUGUGUGUUCUGAAUGCUUAAUUCUAUGCAUAACGCAAAACAUUCUGUGAUAUUUCUUCCAUCAAGUAGCAGACCCAUCCUUAAAAGAGAGAUUGCAAAACAGGCAGCUUUAUUCAUGGGACAAACUAUCCAAGCAAGGCCGAUUUCCAUCUGAACCAUCUGCUAUUGUCAUGUGGUGGAUAGGAUAAAGAAAGCCUGCUUUACAUUGCAUUGUCCCUCCUAACACCAUCAAAGCCAAGCUAAAAAACAAACCCCAAUAGUAAACUCCUUUAUCUCUGUCGCCCCCUGCAGGUUCACCCUAUUACUAUGGCACGGCCUCCCGCACCGCUCCACCAUCCACUACUGCCUACGACCAUCUCUAGCUCCCACGGACCAACCCUCAUCAAGAUGACUGAUAAUGGGGACCAAUAGGCAAAUGCAGCAAGGGACAGGAAGCUAUGAUGAGAAUUGGACUGUCUCCCAAUAAUGGACAGGGAAGUAAACAUAUUGGAGGGACUUUGGAGACUUUUAAUGGCAACACUGGACCAGCAAUGCUUGAGCAUGAACUCAUGGACAAUACCUUCUCAUGGCUAACUAAUGAAUUAUUUAUUUGUUUUUAAUGACAGCUUCAUCCAGGGUGACUUUACAUGUUUACACAUGACAUUCUAAACACUGGAAUACAUUUGGGCAACUGAUUUCUAUGAGUUUUUCAGUGGCAAAGCCCUGAAUCCUGCAUCCUGUAUACAUUGCUCUUAAGCUGUUUCACCAAAGAUUUUAUUUUUAGCACAUUUUGCAACUCUGACAUGCAUUUUUGACUUCAUGGUGACAUCACAGAAAGUAUUGUGGUGUCACAGUGCAGUAACUGCUUUUUUGUGAAGCUAGGCUUGAAUUUGCAUCAAGUUUACAACAGUUUUAUACAAUACACACGUCCCUUUCGCAUUCUAGGGUCUGUUUUUCUGGAUUAUCUGUGUUGAAUUCAAAAGUCAGCCUAUUUGAGCUCACCACCCAGCAAAACCUUCCACAUC
This is a messenger RNA of Coregonus sp. 'balchen', 7689 nucleotides long. The record is from the annotation of a GenBank genome assembly. Lineage: Eukaryota; Metazoa; Chordata; Actinopteri; Salmoniformes; Salmonidae.